Messenger RNA from Photinus pyralis (common eastern firefly), 1816 nucleotides. Its product is annotated as UNC93-like protein MFSD11. Bases 368 to 1549 code for a protein of 393 amino acids. The transcript is spliced from 5 exons. Lineage: Eukaryota; Metazoa; Arthropoda; Insecta; Coleoptera; Lampyridae. The record is from RefSeq and is a predicted model, not a curated record.
UAACAUGUUUUCAACAUAUUACGCGCGUUAAUCCACAGUUGGGCGAUUAGAAUAAUAUAUAACAGUAAUAAAAGAAUCUAAUUUGUAUAAGUGUGGAUAAUAAAGAUAACAACAAACUGAUUAAAAGAUAACGCUGUUUUUAAUAAUAUUUUUUCCGGUUAUGAAACUUUUGAAGGGGACCAAAAAUGACUCUUAUGUGAUGGUUUCCGUCCGUCUGUUCCUCACCUAACUUGAGAAGGAAAACAGACCGCGAGGUCUCACUGAGAUUCAUUCAACGGAGAUAUAAUGUAUUUUGAAGAACGAAAAAACAAUCCUGGACAGCAUCGGCCAGGAGGACGAAAACUUCAAAGGCGAUGGCUACACAAGCAUGGCUAUUAUUUACGCCGUCUUCGCUGUCUUCAAUUGGCUCGCACCUUCCGUCAUCAGUUUGGGUGGACCCAAGAUUGCCAUGUUUUACGGAGCGGUUACAUAUUUAUUCUUCAUUUUAACGUUUCUCUGGCCGAAAACCUGGCUGCUGUACCUAGCCAGUGGUAUCAUAGGGACGGGCGCUGCAAUGAUCUGGACCGGACAGGGAAAUUACCUAACGCUGAAUUCGACACCGGCCACCAUUUCCCGGAACUCCGGACUAUUUUGGGCGUUACUGCAGAUGAGCAUGUUCGUGGGGAAUCUCUUCGUCUUCUUCCAGUUUCGCGGGUUGACCCACAUCGAUGUUAAUACCAGAACCGUUGUUAUAUCAGUACUUGGCGGUAUUGCGGCGGUGGGCAUCGUAAUAUUAGUUGCGCUGCCACGUACCCGGAUUGGAAGUACUGAUUCGGUCAACGUGAUCGAACAGCAGAGGGGACCCGUUGAAGCACUCAAGUCGGCAGCAAACCUGUUCCUUACCAGAGAAAUGAUUUUGCUCAGCGUCACCUUUUUCUAUACAGGUAUCGAGCUCUCGUUCUUCAGCGGGGUCUACAGUUCAGCCAUUGGAUUUACCAACGCGUUUGGGGAGAGCGCGAAGCAGCUGGUUGGCCUGUCUGGUAUAUUCAUAGGCGCUGGAGAGGUACUGGGUGGUGCGCUGUUUGGAAUUCUCGGUGCUAAAUUCACUAGGUGGGGCCGUGAUCCGAUCGUUAUCGGAGGAUUUGUCUUCCAUUUAGCGGCGUUCUUCGUUAUAUUCCUAAACUUGCCUAACAAGUCUCCAUUCGCGCCCACCGACGAUGAGGCCUUCAUUACGUCAUCGGCGAUACUAGCGAUCCUGUGCUCUUUUCUCCUAGGUUUUGGCGACUCCUGCUUCAACACGCAGAUAUACUCGAUGCUGGGAGGCGUUUUCGCCCACGACAGCGCGUCGGCGUUUGCCAUUUUCAAAUUUACUCAGUCGGUGGCAGCGGCAAUCUGCUUCUUCUACGCUUCCGCCCUGGGACUCCACGCCCAGUUGGGCAUCCUACUUUUCCUAUCCAUAAUUGGAACCGUGACAUUUGUCUACGUGGAAUGGGCCGAGAAUAAGAAAAAAAAGAAGAUGGAACCGAACGAGGAUGAGUCGGACUCGAGUGUUCAAACCGAAAAGUUUUAGACAUUUUUACUGAGAGUUCCAACCACAGAAUAUUCGUCCUAUAAAUCAUUCAUUAUCCUUUAUCUGUGAUAAAAAAAGCACAACUUUGGUACUGUGGUUGAUUUGCGAGCGACGUAAAGACUGAGUUUAGUCUUGUUAUAGAUGUAUGUAGAUUUAUUCGUUACCUACCUUUAUAUGUAAAGUCAUACUGUGCCAAUCGAAUAUUGUACUGUUAGUAGCAUUGCUGACAAUAAGUGGCUUUAAAUUUUAUAUAAUUUUCGUAAUUAA